AUGGGGAAGCCUGCACAGGCACAGACGGAGAAGGUGGCUGGUGCUGCUGCUCAGGCCGCUGGUGCACCCGGAGGCAUUAGAAAUCUCGUGAUCGCCGGAUUUCUCUCGGUAUCGGUGUCAGCCCGUGUGCUGACACUCGAAAUAUCCGGGACGGAUGCCGGAGACUGCACAACGCCAUGUAGAAGCCUCGACUAUGCCAUCCGGCAGCUCUCCCCAGGAGACCGGGUACAGGUUGGUGCGGGCACCUUUUCUGGCUCGUUGAACCGUAAUCUGAGACCCAGCGACGUGGGCGUAGCAAACUUCUCAAUCGAAGGCCGCUCCACGGAUUCGACUAUUUUUGACUUGGAGAGAGCCGGCCGAUUCAUGUACUUGGAUGCAGCUGCAGGAGAGGUUGUCAUUCAGAGGCUGGCCAUCCGCAAUGGGCUCUGCGCCGCACUUCCUAGUGAUCGCAAUGGUGCCGGGUUUCAGCUUGUACAGUCGUCAGCGAAGUUGCGUGACAUCCGGAUGAGUCAAAUGGACUGCAGCUUUGAGGGAACUCUUCCUCGUGAGUUUAAUGGAGGUGCCCUCUACCUAAAGGACUCCACGGCCUUGGUGCAAAACCUGCACGUCACCGACUCAGUGGCUAACCAUGGUGCCGGUGUGGGGUCAUGGGGAGCGGAUGCUUCCGUUAUUGAGGACUCCGCCUUUGAGCGGCUGAAGGGAGUUCACUGGGGCGGAGCGAUGCUGAUGGAGGAGCAUGCGCGAACCGAGUUCCAUCGCUGCUGGUUCUCACAAGGCCAUUCGCCCUAUGGAGGUAUACUGGAUGAUGGAGGUGAGGCAAGCCCCUUGUAUGUGGACUGCGUCUUCGAUCGUGGGACAGCACUCCAUGGCUCUAGCUACUACGGCUAUGGCACGUCAGCCACGAGGUUUUACAACACCACCUUUCAGAAUGGCCAUGCGACUUCUUCCGCAGCUCUGUACCUUUCAGCCACGGUCAGCCCCAUCUUCGAGAAUAUUACACUCGUGAACAACACGGCGAAUGUUGAUGUGGCCGGCGUGCGCAUCUUUGUCCCCACGGGCAUCACGUUCAAGAACUCUCGUUUCAUUGGUAACCGUGCUCCAUCCAGCGGUGCGGACGCGGCCAUCGUGGCGGGCGCCGGUGGCUUGAUUCUGGAGGACUGUCUCUUUGAAGGCAACCUUCCUUCGGAGCCUGGAGCUACCAUUGGCCUUCGGGUUGUUUCUGAAACAGAUGCCCCCAGCAUUUUCCGACGCGUUGUGUUUCGCAACAAUGGGCAAGCCGUGGUAAUGAAGGCAUCUCAUCGGGCUGGUGCAGUUAAUCGGGUCCACAUGGAAGAUGUGGUCUUUGAGCACAACGCGGCGAACGACUUUGGAGGGGCCAUUGAAGUGAAUGGUCAGGCUGAGCUUUUGGUCUGCAAUUCCAUCUUCCGGAAGAACUCUGCGCAAGGCAACGGCGGCGCCCUCGCCGUGUUUUCAACUGGUCCUGCAUACAUUGAGAUCCUCGACUCUGCUGGGAGUGUUUGUUUCGCUGGCGCGCAAGGUGGUGGGAUCUACUGCUCUGAGCUGGCGUAUUCCCCGGCGAGCCUCCGACUCCACGACGUCGUUGUGGUGGGCAAUGAAGCGCUUGGAAGUGGAGGAGGCCUGUCCCUCGACUGCGCCUCGUUGGAGUUGGCUGGCGGGGCGUUUUUGAACAAUACUGUCCCGUCCGGGAAGGGUGGUGCCCUGGAGCUCGGGGGCAUGCUGCGGUGCGCUUCAGAUCCGCUCUUCCGAGAUGUUGCUUUCAAGGGGAAUGCGGCGGAAACUGGUGCCGUAGUUUUCUUCAGCACCGCAUACCCGUCUUGUGCCGUCCCAGUCUUGGAAGAUGAUGGUUCGUGGAACUCAUCUGUGCUUUCUGCAUGGCAUUGGACAGAUUUCAGUGCUUCCGUGACGGGCAACUCAGCCACGCUCGGCAAGCUUCAGGCCACUGCACCCGUAUCCAUCGUUUGUCAAGGUCAAGCCUGCCAAGCAGGAAAUCUUCUGAUGUUGGAGGGCUUUCCUGGUAUGAGCUUGUCAUUUGGGGCCAUGCUCUUGGACAGUUUCCAGCAAAUGACGAUCGAUGACACGCUACAGGUCGAGCUGGUCGUAGUGCCUGGCUCGACUUGUUUACUGGAUGGAGUAUUGCAGCAUCGGAUUACUCAAGGCGUGGCAUCAAUCCAGUCAGUGAAGGUGCUUGCAUUGGCUGGGGCGACAUGGAGUUCCGUUUGCAAGUUGCUCGUGCGCCUGCCCCUUUCCAUCAUCACAUUGAGGACAGUGGUGCCAUUGGAAGUGCACGUGCAGAUGGGAGCCUCCGCAGUGACCUGCCCACUUGGAUGGAUUUCCUUCAGGGCAUCAAACAUGGCACAUUCUGCCUACGAGUGUCGAGCAUGCCCAGCUGGUAGUUUCGCUCCUCCUGGUUCCUCCGCUUGCGUGGCUUGCCCAGCCGGUCGUUACAACCAGGAAGCGGGCCAUGCCGACUGCCUCGUCUGUCCUGCUGGUUAUGGAUGCCCCGACGGAACAAGCAUACCGGCACCGUGCCCGCGCGGAUAUCAUCAAGACGAGGAAGGAGGCAGCAGUUGCUUACGCUGUCCCCUGGGAACCUACACCAGCGAGAUUGCCUCUGCGAACUGUACGGAGUGUGAUCUUGGAAUGGUCACGCUGGAAACUGGCUCAGACUCCCCUUCGUCUUGCAUGUGCUCUGCAAAUUCGUUCAUGGUGAGUGGAGCUGGAUGCACACCGUGCCCUGUCGGUAUGCUUUGCGAAGCUGGGCUGGGUCCACCGCUGCAACAGGCCGGCUACUGGGCCGAGAUCCAAGAUGCAAGCCGUGGAAUCUACUCGGUGCUGCAAUGUCGAAAUGCGAUGGAAUGUCCGCAGGGAGAGGCUGAGCUCUGCGCAGCUGGACGAACCAACUUGGCUUGCAACAACUGUUUGCCAAAGCACUAUCCAACAGGCCAUGGCGACUGCAAGCCUUGUGAAGACUACGACACUUUGGGGUUUUAUGUUGUAGUGGUGCUUCUCUGGUGCGGGGCUGCCAUUUUGCUGCGGGUUAUGAACACUGACAUGAACCAGUCCAGCCUGAGCAAGCUUACGAUCCUGGCUGUGGGGAACCAGUUGGUCAUGGUCGUUCAGACGUUCUCAACCAUUUCCAAGCUGAGUAUUGCAUGGCCAGAGCCUGUAAAAACCCUCAUUCAGUUCGCUGACCUCAUUGUGAUGAUCAACUUGGACAUUGUGAAGAUCGCGUGUGUCAGCCAGCAUGAUCACCCAGUGGUAAAACUUCUGGGGCAGCUACUGGCCUUUCCUGCACUGGCUCUUGGACUCGGCUCCGUUUGGUUGCUUCAGAGCUUCGACUGCAAACCAUCUCGCCUUGUUCCCGGCUUUCCCCCUUGUGACCGACAAGUUUCCAUCCGACCCGAAGUCAUGCGACUUGUCUCCCUCCGCCCUUGUUGGCUGCAUGUUUCGGUUGUAUCGGUGAGGUAUGAUGAAGCGAGUUGUCUCACUGUUCUGGGCUUCAUACUCUUUGCCUUCUUCUUGACUUUGUCGCUCGUGACUUUCUUGCCCUUCCAAUGCAUCGCGAACCCCAGUGGGACAAGCUCAAUGUCAAACAAUCCAGGGGUUCUAUGCUACCAGACCUCAGACCACCUGCUGCUGGUCAUCAUCGCGGGGGUCGGAAUCUUGAUCUACCCCGUGAGCAUCAUUGCGUGGGCUACAUGGACUACGUACCUCUACCCGUCUCGGACUGCUACAGGAAAGGGCCUUGCGAUGCUGUACCGCUACCGCUUUUUCUUUCAACGCUUUACUCCACAGUGCUACUUUUUUGGACUUUUCAUUCUCGUGCGCAAUUUCUUCUUGGCACUGUCGCCGAUUGUCCUGGUUCCAAUCCCAGCCUUGCAAAUUGUCACGGUUGGCACUAUGCUGCUGAUCAGCAUGGCGCUGCAGAUACGGCUGUGGCCAUGGCGUUCCCAUGUUUCAAAUCUCGCCGACCUCAUCAUGCUGCAGUUUGUCAUCAUCGUGCUGCUUGGUGUGUCCCCCCUUCUGGACAUCGAUGAGACGGAAGCUGCGUCUCUUCUUGGGAUUUUGUUGUGUAUACCUGUUCUGGCUCCACUGGCCAUCGUCAUCUUCGUGACGAUUUGGAUGGGCUGGCGCUCUAUGGAGAAGGCAGCCCGCUAUGACGUCUUCAUUUGUCAUCACAAAGGUGGUGCCGGAGCGUUGGCCCGCUACAUCAAGAUCAAGCUCACCAUGCACGCGACUUGCAAUGUUUUCUUGGAUGCCGAUUGCCUGGAGAGCCUGGAUGGCCGCUUCCCACUGCAAGUUACGCAGACAUCCGGCCGUUGGAGCUCCCGCGGUGUGUGGGAUUGUGGGAUGGUCAUCGAAUCGAAGAGUUCACACAAGAACCGCGAACACAACAAAGGCCUCUUUGACAUCGUGAAGGAGCAGACGAAGAGUUUUGUGGUCAUCUUGACUCAGGUCAGGUGCGAUGGUUUUGUUGGCUACAUGGAACACCAAAUUGAGAUGCUGCCGAAGCUUUGGUCUGCUGACCAAUUGCAUGCGCUUGGCCGUGACUGGGCCGAUUCGGCAAUAUGCCACGGAAUCAGCCCAUCGGACGUCGUGGAAGCCUACAAAGUUCUCCUGGCUCUGCACAGUGUGGCGAUGCCCCGCUUUGGCAGCGAUGAUCAGAAGCAUGCUUGCAUCGAGAACAUCGCCAUGAGAUGUGGGCUUUCGCGAAAGGCGUUCGGCGAAGAGACUCAGACCGGCAUCACCACCAGGGCUCGCAUCUUGGUGACUGGAGCUGUGACUGACGCAGAAGCCCUGAGCGUCAUCGAAAUAUGCCAACACAUGGUGCAGAUGCGCUUGCAAGUGAGCUGUGCCAUCGUCCGGACAGAGCUCCAGGUUCGCAAGAUGAUGUCCUAUGCAUCCUAUGUCGUGGUACUACUUUCGCGGGGGAUGCUCCGUGAUCCGUCUUUCGCGCGCCUUGUGCUAGCUGUCGCUACACCACAGCAAAGCGCUGUUGGAAUGGCUUCGAGGACGGCGUCGACUUCCUCGAUCAACUCCAGGCAAAGCCUGGAACUGGUCACCGUCAACGCCGACCCGAACUUCGAAUUUCCUGGCUGCUGUGCUGAAGAUCUGAAGGGUCUGACUUCUAUGACGAGGUGCGGAAUAACGGACUUGGCCUUGGGCAUCAGGCUCUAUGCUGCAGCUCUUGGCGCUGCCCAUCUCACCACACGGGUCGUCUUCACUGAUGGAAAAGCAGAUCGAGGAGAUCUGCAAGAGGCGCAUCAGAAAGGGCAGACUGCGGUGUUGCAGUCACUUCACAAUCCUGUCAUCCACCAUGUCCUGCGAUUCUUCAGGUUCAGGAAAUACGAGAACAGUGCGGAGGGAUUGGCCUUGGACUUGCAGCAAGACGAGUCCGUCGACCCUUUGAUCCAAGCAACUUUUAUUCGACUGAUACACCGAGCUCUGCCUCUGCAAGCCCCUCGUCUGUCCAGUCACAGCCAUGACAAUCUGCCUCCAGUGACCCCGAUGGAGUCCGUCCUGGAGGAGAUAGUGUUGCUGGAUCAUCCCAGAUGGGUUGUGAUGUUUUCGUAUGUUCCAAGAGACAACGAAAACGAUCCCACCCCGGGUCCCUUCAAAAAGAGAGCAGGAACGGAGCGAAAGCGAAAUGGCCCCCUGUCCGUGACAAUGAUCACAACCCAUCACGAGCGGUAUAGCACAGUCGUUCUGGGUCAGAAGCCAUACUAUUCGGGCAAGGAGCCGCGAGGCAGCGCAGAUUUUAUUGUUGCGCGGUUUGCGCAGACGCAGUCUGAGAUGUCUGAGCCAGAGGUUGAUGAGGAGACCAUAGAGCCGAAGGCCGACGCCCCUCACGCUGUUUUUAACAAACGGCGCUUGCCCAGCGACACUUCCGCCAGUCAAACAAAGGUCCAGGAAGGACGAGGUAUGCAAUGCUGCGGGUGCCCGCAGCUGGGAGAUGCGAUUUUCGUCCUGCUGCGCGGGCCGCAAUUGAAGUGCGAUACGAGGCUGUGCGCGAUCAACUCGCAGCACUUGAACAGCGAGUUCUUGAGGAGACCUUUGAGCGGGAGUCCUCUUGACCAGCCUGGCUGCGUCAAUGCAGAGGAAGUGCUAUUCCCCAUCCAAGUGGCAGCGGAUAGUCCUCAACACGUAAUUGCCGGCAGCAGUUUACGACAAAAUGCUUAUGUCCCUGCCGAGAUCAUGGCAAAGCAGAGCGCGUGUAAAGGCGAGACGAGCGAGGGGAGUCUGCCACGAGAAGGGCCCACGCUGAGGGUGUCGUUCUGCAAGACGGCAACGAGUGUAAGCACGAAGAGGGGUUCUGGAACUCCGAUCAAGCUUGCAAAGUCGGUGACGACGAUUCAGGUGGAUGAGAUGGCACUGCCGUGGCACAGACGCAUCUGUCACCUCUUAGUGCGCAAUGCGCGCUUUGAGCUGCUGGUCAUGGCCACGUUGCUGGCAUCUUCAGCAACCCUGGGUGUGGAAACGCACAUGGCAAUGCAGGACAUUCACUCAGAGCCGCACGUCUUGUUCCGCAUCUUUGACGUCACAUGGUGCGUGGCUUUCCUGUUGGAGCUCUUCGUCCGUGUACUUGCUGACGGCGUGAUGUUCUUCAGCACGAGCAACCCGGAGUGGGGCUGGAACUGGACAGAUACCUUCUUUGUCGCAAUCUCAACUGCGGAUGAAGCGAUUGUGCUUCUAGGUUUCGCCAUCGAGCUUUCUCAAUUCCGACUCCUGCGAAUGAUCCGCCUGGUUCGAGUCCUGAGAUUGCUACGAGUGGUUCGUUUCUGCAGCGACCUGCGCAUGAUGGUCAACGGGAUUGCAGGGUCUGUGCGAGUCCUUUUCUGGGCCCUGAUACUUCUGGCGAUAGUCAUGUUCAUUUUCGGCGUGACCCUCAUGCAACUGGCAUACGCCCAUCUCAAGACAGAUGAGGGUGGAGCGGAUGAUGUGAUCAAGUUCUACGGCACAUUGGGCAGAAGCAUGCUGACACUGUUCAUGGCCAUCUCAGGAGGUAUCGACUGGAAGGAUGCUGUUUCUCCACUUGGGCCGAUGAGUUGGCUCAUCGACUACUUCAUGGGCGUCUACGUGUUCUUUACCUUGUUCUGCUUCAUCAAUGUAAUAACAGGAAUUUUUGUGGACAAUGCGAAGGCACUGGGCGAAACAGAACAAAUGCAUCAGCGCUCGGCGCUGAGUCUCAAGCGCAAGAUGUGGGUCAAAAAAGUGCUGGCUCUAUUCUCUCAGCUAGACUCCGGCCAAGAGGGAGAUCUCUCUUAUGAGGAGUUCGCUGCGGAGAUACAGGAUGAACGGGUUCAGGACUGCUUCCGGCAUCUGGGGAUCAACGUGGAGAACCACACCGUGGAUGAGCUUUUUGACCUUUUCGAUCGGGAUGCUGAUGGAAAAAUCGAUCAAUCAUCGUUUGAGCAGGCGAUCCGACAAUUUCAUGGUCAUGCGAGAAGCAUCGACGUUUACAAGCUUCGGCGAGAGACGCAAAAGAUCGCCAAGCAGGUUCGAUCCCUGCACAAAGCACUGGACCCGAACAGGCGCGUUGAGUCAUAA
This is a messenger RNA of Symbiodinium natans, 7569 nucleotides long. The record is from the annotation of a GenBank genome assembly. Lineage: Eukaryota; Dinophyceae; Suessiales; Symbiodiniaceae.